This is a messenger RNA of Thrips palmi, 5351 nucleotides long. RefSeq lists its product as uncharacterized. The transcript has 19 exons. The record is from RefSeq and is a predicted model, not a curated record. Bases 146 to 5047 code for a protein of 1633 amino acids. Lineage: Eukaryota; Metazoa; Arthropoda; Insecta; Thysanoptera; Thripidae. Gene Ontology annotation, molecular function: ATP-dependent protein folding chaperone; ATP binding.
CGGCUCGGCAGUGUUGUUGGAACCAGCGAUCGUCGAGGUACUCCCCGUGCGAGAUCCAAGUCGCGGAGUGACGAAGUGCGAAGCGAAAGUCGUGGGAAGUGCAAGUGCAGGCCACAGGUGGCAGCCGGGCGCCGCAGCGACUGAAAUGUCAUACCCAGCCCUGAGUGUCAGCCUCGGGCCGCCUCCGCCGCCGCCUCGGGCUCCGGCCCAGGCCCAGGCUCAGGCCGCCGAGGAGCGCCGGGAGGCCAGUGGCAGCGGCACCGUGAUCGGCAUCGACUUCGGCACCACCAACAUGGUGGUGGCCGCCCUGGUGGACGACGACGUGGAGAUCCUGUCCAACGACAUCGGGGCCAGGACCACGCCGUCCUGCGUCCACGUGCUGGUGCCCGACGGCCCGCAGACCCGCGGCCUUUCGACCAGGAGGGCGUGUGAGGAGCGGCAGACGGGCGAGGCGGCACUGCGCCUUGCGGUGACGGACCCCGACAAGACCUUGCGAAAUGUCAAGCGAGUUAUUGGUCGCUCCUACCGAUCAGUAAUGACUGACCCAGCCAAGCCACUUAUGGGUCCCAUCAGAUUGGCCCCUGGAGUCGGGGAUUCUGUGAGAAUUCGCCUGGGAUUCGCUGAACUCUGCCCCGAGGAAGUUGUGGGCUCCCUACUAUUGGAGUUGAGGAAGUUUGCAGAAAGCCAGCUCAACCAUGAAGUGAGGAGGGCUGUAAUGGCAGUACCCUCUUACUUUAACAUUGCUCAGCGACAAGCCAUUAUUGACGCAGCAAGACUGGCGGGGCUGAACACGGUGCAGCUCGUCAACGAGACGACGGCCGCUGCCUUGGCCUACGCGCGCGACCGGGAGGACGAGAAGAAUGUGGUCGUCGUGGACGUCGGCGGCGGGGGCGGCGCUGUGUCAGUCGUCCGGGUCAAGGAGGGUGCAGUUUGGGUCGUGUGCACCUCUAUGAAACGGCUGCCGGGCGGAGAGGACAUCGACUCUCAGAUGAUGAUGUAUCUGAGACAGGUCAUCAAGCAGGAGCAUGGAAAGGAAGUAAGGGAUCUGCGGUCCGCGGAGAUUUUGCGGUCGUGCUGGGAAAAAUCGAAACAGAAACUCUCUCGUAUCCCCCAAGUGGAGCUGUCCACCUACCUGCCUGGACCGGACCUCGAAUUUAAACACAUUAUAUCCAGGGCCCAAUUCGAGAAAGAGUGUCAAGGACUAUUCGGCGAGAUCAUUCACGCAAUACGCGACAUCGCGGUCACAGGAAUGAAUGCGCUCGCGGUGCAGGAAUAUGACAGUGUGGUGCUGGUGGGGGGAUCCACUCGCAUCCCUGUCCUCAGAAACGAGAUCAACAGGAUGUUCCCCAACAAGGUGCACAAGGCCCUGAACCCGGACGAGGCGGUGGCACAGGGAGCGGCUCUGCUGGCGGCUGGGACCGUGCGGCUGGAGCGGGAAGUCCUGGGACUCAACACCUGGAUCACCAUGGGCGACACUUCUUACACGCGGCCGUGCGCGACGGUGCUUGGCCUCAAGAGCACGAUCGAGCGCCGCCCACUGACUAGGAUGACGUACCAACGGCAUAGAUACAAUUUCUCGGUCGAGCAGGCUAGUCCAUAUGAUAAAGACGCCCUUAUAACAAUAUAUGAUGACCAGAAUGGAUGCCCCGUCAAGCUUCACUUUGACAUGUCAGGAACCCUCAACUGCUAUGACGCGGAUGGGGCUUUAAUGUACUUUACCCCACGGUUCUGCCUGGACAAGUCAAGACUGAAUAUGCUCCAAAGAAAGAUAGAACGGCAGCUGCACAGCGAUAAAAGUGAAUUGGAACGCACACAGGCCAAAAACAGUCUGGAGAAUUUCAUUCGGGACGAGCUAUCAAAAGAGCUGAUCCAUGACAAGUCGCUGGAGGAAGAGCAGAAGCUGAAAGGCCACUGUAAAGAAGUUCUGGAUCAAAUUUCCGUGGAUCCGAACAUGCCGAAGGAACGCGCCAAUGACGCCCUCUCGUACCUCAGCUCACUCCGUAUUGAGAUCGACAAUGCGCGGCACCUCGCUGCGGUCGAGGUUCAGAAGAAGGAGUUACGCGAGGCGAUUUCAAACUAUCUGGCCGAGCUGUUGCGGAUAGAGGUGUGUGAGGACGACCCGGCUUUCGAUCUGACCUCCAAACUGCGCCCCGCCUGGUUGGAGGACCAGGAGUGGCUGCUGGCCCAUGGUGAAGAGGCGUCCCUGCAGGAGCUCGAGCAGCGCGCGGCGAGGUUGAAGCAAGCCGUGGCCGACGUGGAGGCCGUCAGGGAGGAGCGGCGGUUGCAGGCCAAGGCCAAGCUGGCGUCUUGUGUUGAUGCCUUGAAGAUUUCAUUGGAGAGUGCUGAUGACUUAUUGGGUUUCAAUGAUGAAAAGUUAAAACAGGAUAUGAACAACAUGUUGUCAAAAUGUUUGGAAACGACUGCAUGGCUAGAACGCCACCCAAAUGCCCAAAUAACAGAUUAUGAAUGCCAAUUAAAACAUUUGGCUCCACAUGAGAAACAUUGGAAUGAAUUGAGCCAGAAACUCUUCAAAAUAGCCCUGGAACAAAAAUUGAAAGAUGUGAUGGCUCAGUGCCCAAAUGAUGAGGACUGGUGUACUAGGUAUUCAGAGAAAUUCAUAUCUGUUAAAAGUUGGUUGGAUUCCAAAUUGCAAGUUGCUUCAACAGAGGAGCUUCGCCAGAAGUUGCUUUAUGUUAGGAAAGAAGCAGCCAUGUUUGCCAAAGACUUCGAACAAAACAGAUUAGGUUUGUUAGAAAAGCUGAAAACAAAGCUUCAUUCACUUCUUAGUAUGCAGACAAGCUCAGAUAUGCCCUGCUUCCCGCUCGCUCUUCAGCUUCAAAGUUACUGUCGUAGCCUGAACAUCUGGGUUGAGGAACAUCCUGCUCCAACACGAGAGGAAAUAAGUGAACAUUUAACUGACUUAAACAAACGUGCAGCAGAGUUUAAACGUGAUCAAACCCGAACAAGAAGGAAGAACCUGAGGACGCAACUCUGCCAGCUUGUUCGUGGAAUAACUUUUAGGAAGGUCCAUGAAAAUGACAUUGUUCGUGAUUUGGAACACAGUUUACAAGCCCUUUGCAGUAACAAUUAUGUUGUUGUUCUUGCCGAUGAGAAACUAAAUUCUGAUCAACUUGAGUCCUAUCUCAAUGAAGUAAGAGAAAAGGAAAAGGAGAUUAAAGAGGAAAGAGAGAAAAGAACGGCAGCCAGAGACUCACUGCAGAAAGCUUUGGAUUUGGUCAUGAAGGAAGGUAAUUUAGAGUUGGUUGCCCCCUUUUAUGAAUGGAUUCAAUCGCACCCAGCAGUUCCAGCUGAUGAAUUCGACAUGAGGCGUCUUCAUGUCCUGGGUGAAGCUGGUAUUACUGCUCUAAGUUGUCGACCUACAAAAUUAGAGAAAGCAAUGCCACAAAUCUCACCCCCUCUGGACGAAAAUGUCUCAAAAAGUGAUGAUGGCACUGGUGUGGAAGUGAAGUGUGAAUUGCUCUCCCAAAUUUCUAACACUGACGAGAAUGACAACACGUGUGAAAAAGAAAGCAAGGUGGAUAAAGUUAUAAGCGACAUCAGGGUCAUGACGCUGAUGUCGACCCUGUGGGAUCGGGCCCAGACGGACCCUCUCGGCUGGGCAGUCACGGUGGCGUUCUUGCCGGCCAAGCUGCUGGAGAGCCAGCUGGAGGUCCUGAGGUCGCUGUCGACGGCUCUGGCCGUGGAAAUUCUGCGAGUGGCCCAGGUCGGCGGCGGGAUGGCCCUCCUCGUGGACAGGCGGCAGAGCGAGGCGCGCUGCCUCCUGUCGCUGUCGGUGCGCUACCUCGACGAGCGCGGCAAGCCCGUCGAGAGGCUGCUCGUGGUGCGGCUCGCCCAGAUUUGCAGCAGCGACGGCGAGGCGUUGGCGCAGUCCUUCUUGGCGCUCUGCGAGCGUGCCCAGGUGCAUUGGCAGGCCAUCCUGGUGGGCGUCAGCGCCGAGGCCGCGGGCCCCGAAGGCAGGGCCUUCGUACAGUGUCUCCAGGCCUUGUCGCCCGCGCCCAUCGAGGACCUCGUGAACGCAGCAGUGCCCCUGGAGGACAGGGUGGCCCUCGCCUGCUACGCGCGCCUCCGCGAGAAGCACACCUAUCAAGUGGCGGUCCAGUUCUUCAGCACCAUGGACAUGCUGAGGAGCCUCUUCGCCGUAGACAGCCCGUGGUUCCCACUCCUAAGGGAAACCUGUGCGUCGCUGUCACAGGAGGACUUGGACCCCUGGGCGACCUACUCCAGUGCUAUCGCCUUCGUGUCUGCGGAGCGCGAGGGCAUCGUCAAGGCACUGCACGAGCUGGCCAACGUGGAGGGGCGCCACUACCAGGUGGUUGCCGUUCUCACCGACGCCCUGUCCCUGUCGUCCCAGGACAAUGGAUUCAACAUUUGCCUUGCGUCGUUUCGCAAUCUGUUCGCGGAGGCGGCCAAGUUCUUCGGACAGGCGGGCCUACCGACCUUCUUCAACCUGGAGCACGCCGGCCUGCUGGCGGAGAACCCCUUCCCCUCGGUGGAGGCUGUGCUCGAGCAGCUCGUCCGCCCGGUCAGGAGGUUGGUUGCCGGCCGCGUGUGGUCCAUGGAGAAGGAGAGGGACAUGUGCUGCGUGGUGUCCACGUGCGUGGAGGUGACGGCGCAGGCGAUGGAGCGCGCCAGGCAGCAGAUGGUGCACGUCGCGGACAUCCUGAACCACCCCGUGUCCGAGGCGGCGGGGCCCUCCGUGUUCGGCAACGACUUCACGCUGGAGAUCCAGCAGCUAGGCCUGGAGCACGCCGGCAAGUACCGGAACCUGUACAGCGCGCUGGGCGGCGUCACCUUGGAGGACUUUCAGGCACGCUUCCCGCACCUGCACCGGCAUGUGGUUCGCGCCCUCGUGGCGCCGGUGCUGCCAGCGUACGACCGGAAGUCCACGGAGCAACUGAGGGAUGUGUUCCAGAGGACGGCGUCCUGCCCCGCGGACAGAGUGGGCGACUUCGCCAUGCUGGUGGCCAACGAGAAGUCCACUCCCACCAUGAGCGAGGCUGUGCGGAUCCUCAACCACCGACUCUAGGCCCUCUUCCAACUUGUUUUUCUUUUCUUGUCAGAUUCGCUCUUAAUUAGCAGCAAUCUUAAUUUUAAGUUGUUUAUUUUAUUUUGAUACAUGGAAAGAGCAUGUAGUUUGUUGUCUCUGAGGCGCCCGUGUGGGGAUGAUUUCUUCUGUCCAAAUAUUAUGUAGCAAUUUUGUUUUGUGCUGAUAAUUUUAAUCAUCUCAUGUGAACGCCUAGUCCAUUGUACCAAAGUUUUCAUUUUUGUAACUUACCUAUGUCAUGUGUGAUUCUAAGGUGAUUGAAGUAUAAACACCAUUCCAGAAACUU